Molecule: messenger RNA, 993 nt
Organism: Cordyceps militaris CM01
Lineage: Eukaryota; Fungi; Ascomycota; Sordariomycetes; Hypocreales; Cordycipitaceae
Product: MADS box transcription factor Mcm1
Exons: 4
Coding region: 1-993 (330 amino acids)
Biological process (GO): positive regulation of transcription by RNA polymerase II
Molecular function (GO): protein dimerization activity; RNA polymerase II cis-regulatory region sequence-specific DNA binding; DNA-binding transcription factor activity, RNA polymerase II-specific
Source: RefSeq, a predicted model, not a curated record
AUGUACAUCUGCAUGCCAAAGACGACUUGCACGCUACCGGCUAAUCAGAGCUAUAACAAAUUAUGCGAUAUCCCCAGUAACGGGUACGUACCUACCUGCCAUACCAGCUUUGCCAGCUUUGCCAGCCUGGUCUCGUCCCCAGCUCCGGGCACAGCCCACGCCACGCUCGAUACAGAAAGAGCUGCCCGCCCACCUGCUGGCCGCCUGCCUGUGCCUGCCAUCCGCAUCAAAAUUAACCCCCAAAUAUUUUUUCCGUUGCCAAACCAAACCUGGUUUGUUUCUCUGCGACACACGGGCUGCUCCCUCCUCCGCUCGACAGCCAGAUCCACCAUGGCCGACAUCACCGACCAGCACGACCAGACCUCCCCUCACGACAUUGACGACGCAAACUCGGUCGGCAAUGGUAGCGCUCCCUCCGAGUCUCGCGGUGUCAAGCGACAACGUCCCACGCCAGCCGACGAUGACGACGACGACGACGAAAAGGGCGGCCGUGAGCGUCGCAAGAUUGAGAUCAAGUUCAUUUCGGACAAGUCUCGACGCCACAUUACCUUUUCCAAGCGCAAGGCUGGUAUUAUGAAGAAGGCUUACGAACUGUCUGUUUUGACGGGCACUCAAGUUCUUCUCCUCGUCGUCUCUGAGACUGGUCUGGUAUACACCUUUACCACACCCAAACUCCAACCCCUCGUCACCAAGGCCGAAGGCAAAAACCUCAUUCAGGCCUGCCUCAACGCUCCGGAACCUGCAGCCGGCGGUGAAAACGGCGUCGACGGCGGGGAGGGUGGCGACUCACCCGAGGAGUCUGGUUCGCAUAUCCCUCCCCCGCCCAGCCGCCCGGGCAUGGCUCAGAACCCUUAUAUGCCCAACAUGCCCAACAUGCCUCUCGAAGCCCAACAAGCCAUGGCGUACCAAAAUUACGUGCAGCGCAACCAGGCCUACGGCUCGGGCAUGCCGCAGCAGCCUGGCAUGGCUCCCAGCAGUCACCACCAGUCUUGA